AUGCAGACGGAUGCUUGUCUACUGGGGGUUCUGGACGCCGUGUUUGAUUGUGAACCACCCGGAUACGAUGAAGGACGUCUUGAAGAGCUCGACUAUUUCUCGGCGGCCGGCUGGCAGGACUGGCUACCACAUUUUAGGGGAAUGGCUUGGACGACUGAUAUUGUUUUGCAAAAGCUGUCAAUCAAAGCUGACUCUGCCACGCCCUUCGACGUGAGUCACCUGAUGUUCAAUCUAUCAGGUGACAUCAUAUACCGAGUGGCGCUUUCUCAUGAGCUUGGGUGCCAGGAAGGGGGUUCCCCAGUUCUUAAGUCACUUAAUAUUCUCACUGAAAUCGGGACUUCUAGGAUCUUGAAUCCAAUCAUGGCGAACGAUUUCAUCUUCCGGAUGACGUCACAAUACAACAUGUGGAAAGAAGCGCUAGAAGUUGUGAAUAGUCUAUCUGAAAAACUCAUACGGGAACGGAAGCGAAUGCACGAAGAAACAUCAUGUGAGACUGCGACGAAGUCACGUGACCUGCUUGAUACACUAAUUCUCUCGACCUACUCUGAUGAUAAAAGAUUAUCGCAUCGAGAGAUUCGAGAUGAGGUGAAUACGUGCAUUUUCGGUGGCGUAGAUACCACUGGUAGCGCCCUCACGUGGUUCUUCAUGGACAUGGCCAAGCAUCCUGAACAUCAGACGAAGGUCCAGGAGGAGAUAGACGAUGCCCUGGGUGAUCAUCCAGAGGACUACAUUGACAGGUAUACCUUGAUGAAAUCAUAA
This is a messenger RNA of Strongylocentrotus purpuratus (purple sea urchin), 759 nucleotides long. RefSeq names its product cytochrome P450 4c21-like. The record is from RefSeq and is a predicted model, not a curated record. The transcript is spliced from 6 exons. Gene Ontology annotation, molecular function: iron ion binding; monooxygenase activity; heme binding. Lineage: Eukaryota; Metazoa; Echinodermata; Echinoidea; Camarodonta; Strongylocentrotidae. The coding region runs from base 1 to 759 and encodes 252 amino acids.